Arctia plantaginis is the source of this 2088-nucleotide messenger RNA. The record is from the annotation of a GenBank genome assembly. Lineage: Eukaryota; Metazoa; Arthropoda; Insecta; Lepidoptera; Erebidae.
AUGGAUACAUCCACAUCUGUUAAGAAACGCUUAAAAAAGAAACCAAAUAAUGAGGUCAGUGAACUAGAGACAGACAGUUAUUUAGAAAAAUCCAUCAAUAAUGGUCAAGAAGUCAUUCUUCCUGAUGAGUCAGAAAUGGUGUCAGAAGAUAUUCCAAAGUUAAAGGAAGUAGUCAAAGGAUCUUCAGGAGUAUACUUGCACUUACAAAUAAAUCUGGUAUUUGUUGGGUUACUGGCUUUAGCACUUAGCACAAGAUUACCCAACCUUGGUGAACCAUCAUAUGUUGUAUUUGAUGAAUUACACUAUGGUCGAUAUGUCUCUCUUUAUACAAAAGGAAUAUUCUUUUUCGAUGCCCACCCACCGCUUGGAAAGCAAUUAUUAUACCUUGCAGGCCGUGCAGCUGGAUUCGAUGGGAAUUUUACUUUUGACCGAAUAGGUACACCAUAUACUGAAAAUGUACCAGUAGCAGCUUUACGUCUUAUUCCGGCAUUGGCUGGAAGUUUCUUGGUACCUGUUACAUACGAAUUAAUGCUGGAGUUAUCGUUUUACCAUUGGACUGCAGCACUAGCAGGUGUUUUGGUACUUUUUGAAAACUGUUUCCUAGCACAGUCAAGGUUUAUGUUGUUAGAAAGCAUACAAAUACUCUUCGGUUUGUGUGGAGUGCUUUGUGCUAUUAAAAGUACGCGUCGAAAUGGACUUGCUAGUGUUAUAUGGCUUUGUAUCGCAGCUCUCUCACUUGGAUGCUGCUUUUCAGUAAAAUAUUCUGGACUAUAUUCUUUUUUUCUCGCGAUCUUCUUGGUUGGAAGACAAAUGUGGCGGCGUAUUGGGCAUUCGGAAUCUGGAGUGCGAUUGUUACUGUCAACCUUAUGGAGAGCAAUGAUACUUACAGUUAUUCCUCUCAUACUAUAUGUGACUGUAUUCUACGCUCAUUUGGCAAUGUUGCCGAAUGCUGGCCCACACGACAGUGUUAUGACGAGCGCUUUCCAGGCGUCGUUGCAAGGAGGUUUAGCCAGCAUCACGCGGGGUCAACCAUUACAUGUUGCUCAUGGCUCUCAAAUUACACUUAGGCAUGCCCAUGGACGUACGUGUUGGCUCCACUCUCAUGCGCACGUGUAUCCCGUCCGAUACGCGGACGGUCGCGGCUCCUCGCAUCAACAGCAGGUCACGUGCUACAGCUUUAAGGACGUGAACAACUGGUGGAUAGUAAAGCGACCCGAUCAGCCGUCGCUAGCGGUAUCUAGGCCUCCAGACGCAAUUCGGCACGGCGAUGUUGUUCAAAUAGUUCAUGGAAUUACUAGUCGGGCUUUGAAUUCUCACGAUGUAGCUGCACCGGUUUCGCCACAAGCACAGGAGGUAUCUUGUUACAUCGAUUACAACGUGUCGAUGUCAGCUCAAAACCUUUGGCGAGUGGAUAUCGUGAACCGUGACAGUGAAGACGCUACUUGGGACAGUAUCCGGUCGAUGGUCCGACUGAUCCAUGUCAACUCUGGCUCUUGUCUACGAUUUAGUGGUCGACAGCUACCCUCGUGGGGUUUCCAUCAACAUGAAGUGGUAGCUGAUAAAAUACUCACGCACGAGGAUGCUGUAUGGAACGUUGAGGAACAUCGUUAUACAAAAGCUGAAGAUAGAAAGGAACGUGAAAGGGAACUUGUUUCUGCAGAAAUGAUACCGACCGCUACAACGGAAUUGACGUUUUGGGAGAAGUUUGCUGAGCUACAAUACAAAAUGAUAGCACACGCGCCCGACGCUCCCCAGGGUCACAUGUUCGCUAGUGAGCCCUCAGAGUGGCCGCUACUAGUGCGAUCUAUCGCCUACUGGCUGUCACCUAAUUCGAACGCUCAAAUACACUUAAUCGGGAAUCUCAUAACGUGGUACACGGGGUCUAUAUCUGUGCUGUUGUAUAGCAGUUUGCUGGCAGUUUAUGCAAUUCGGCAAAGACGUAAAUUUACCGAUUUAUCUCCAAUGGCAUUGCAAAGGUUCUACGAUGCUGGAUACAUUCUUUUCUUAGUUCCAUUUAUAGUGGUCACUGAUAGAAAACAGAAUAAUUUAUCAUCGAAACUGACACCAUUUUGGCUAAUUCUAAUGUAG